GUUUCAGACUGCUUAUUUGUUGAGAACUUGAAGCUAGAAUAGGGAGAAAAAUUAACAUUAAAGUAAUAGUUCUAUCAUUGUAUUAACAACAAAUCUUCACUAGACCUUUACUGCCUUAUAUUGGAUCAUUGUUAAAGGUUUACCAGAAAUCUGAUCUAUUCAUCAAUCAAGCAAAUUUCUAUCCUACUUCAAAACUGUACUCACAGCUCCCAGGAAAAGCCAAUACUUUAAUUUAUCAUCAGUGUGUACACUUCACUGUUUUCAGCAUGAGCUGUAGAGCAGAUGCAAUGAAUUCUUCUGUCAAAAUUGAUUUCCUGGAAUUUAAUGAAAACAGAAAACUUUAUGCAGCCGAUUCUCUUAACAACUUAAACAAGUUAAACCUCUGUACCAAUGAAAGAGAUAAUAUAUUUAAGGAAUAUGAUGAAAACAGUUCAGAUGUGCAUGUACCGGACUCAUGGACUAACAGAAGAAGCCAGUCUAUUUUCUUCAGUCUUCUCGUCAUAGCAGUCAUAGCUACACUCAUAGUUGCAUUCUGUUCAAUAUUAUUAUUAGUGCAAGCAAGUUCUACAACCCAUGAAGUGUCUCAAAGGCUGGAAAAAGAAGCAAAAGACAUCACAAAAAUAAGCAAAUUAUUAUUAUACAAUUUAAACCAAACAAGAAUUUGAUUGGAGUUUCACCCAUUACAGACCCUGCAGUGAUUGCGCUAGGACUAUCAUCCUUGGGAACUCAAUAUAGUGUAUACAAUUAAAACUUUUUUUUGUAUUUACAAGCUACAGUUGUACAAAAUGGGUUGCAGACUUUUUUUUUUGUUUAUUAUCUAAGAUUUCUGUUUAUUCUUUGCCUUUAGUUAAAGACACAAACUGUCGCUUUGUAACUUUGACAAAAGAACAACAAUGAAGUCUGUGUUAGACAAUGUACCAGUGAUCCAAUUUAAAUCAAAUUAAACAUUAAAGUUAUUGAAUAAUA
Bombina bombina (fire-bellied toad) is the source of this 966-nucleotide messenger RNA. RefSeq names its product leucine rich single-pass membrane protein 1 (gene LSMEM1). The transcript has 5 exons. The record is from RefSeq and is a predicted model, not a curated record. Lineage: Eukaryota; Metazoa; Chordata; Amphibia; Anura; Bombinatoridae. Bases 267 to 665 code for a protein of 132 amino acids.